Messenger RNA from Peniophora sp. CBMAI 1063, 3369 nucleotides. The record is from the annotation of a GenBank genome assembly. NCBI's taxonomy places the organism in Eukaryota, Fungi, Basidiomycota, Agaricomycetes, Russulales, Peniophoraceae.
AUGGUCGACGCACCGAGCAGACCGUCGCGCAAAGGGAAGGAGCGCGAGACGUUCGCGGCCGACUUUACAGACCGCAUGGUAGCGCUCCAAAGACGCAACCACCAACCACUUACGUCCAGGCGAGAGCGCCCGACGAUCUCGACCGCGACACCGCCUACGACGACUGCAGCGGCCACGGCGAGCCCACCACGGAAAGGGGCACUCCCCCAAGUCGUUGUCUCAGCCGAAGACGAGUUCUCCCGGCGUCUAAAUAUUACGUCGAGCAAUUCGCCGCCCAGCAGGCCGUCGCGCCAGGCCGCUUCUGCCGCCGGCAAGUCGCUCUUCAAUCCGCACUCUGACGUCCCCAUGCGCCGGACCGCAGAGCCAGACGCCAUCUCGGACUCGACAAACGGCUCGAACAAGGCCGCAGCCGCCGCACCGCAGUCCGGACGCCAGCUCUUCGACCCUCGCCGCGACGACCCCGUCCGAUUCGGCGCCCAGCGCAAGCCGCCACCGACGCCAAAGUCUUCCGGCGAUUAUAUUUCUAGCGCCUCGUCGUACUACGCGCCCUCUGUCGCGUCCUCAUCCUUCACGCUCAACUCGUCCACCACCGAUGGAUCCUCCGACCCGUCUUCGAUCUUCGAUUCCGGCCGGCCCGAGCUGCCGAGCAAGCCUUCGAACGCGUUCACGGUCCAGCUGAAGAAGCUUUAUCGGGACAUUACCAAUGUCGAGAACAAGAUCAAGAGCGAGGAUGCCGACGGCGAGAUGAUGGACGAGAGCCGGGUGCUGCCCAAGCCGCAGGCGACGCAGGCCGACGAGAGUGCCGAAAGCGCCAAGUGGCAGCGCGCGAUCCAGGACCAUAAACUUCUCGCGGAGAUGAUGCACCAGCUCUUGACCAUCUCGACUGCACCAUCUGUACCAGCAUCUCUGCGCAGCAUCCCGGAGAAGUACAGUAUUAUUGUCCGCCUAUGGACAUACGGCUUCCACAAAUUGCUCGAAAACCUUCGCCGUUCCGCGCUCAGCUCCCCAGUCGCGCUUGAGCAUCUGCAGGACUUCAUCUACUUCGCUUACAGCUUCUACGCGUGCUUGCAUGAGGAGCACAAUCUCGCCGCGUACCGUGCAGCAUGGCUCGAGGCCCUCGGCGACCUGGCCAGGUACCGGAUGGCAGUGGCAGCGAUGCUUCCGCUCUCGGCGCUCUACGCUCCGGCCCCUGCGCCCUUACUUUCAACACUCGCACCUCCCGUGGCGAUGACGCCGACGAGCACUUCCGGCGCAGCAGGCUCAGGUGGACGGAGCGAUGUCCCAGCCGGACCGGCGCGGAUCGACGACUCUCCCAGCCCGAGCGUGGGCAUAGUCGCGGCUCGUAACUUUGAGCUCGAGCCGGAGAAGGAAAGGUGGCGCGCGGCGGCCCGGGUGUGGUACGGCGCGGGUGUGGCGGACACGCCCGGAAACGGCAAAUUGCAUCAUCAUCUCGGUUUACUUGCGCGCGAGGCGGAGGGAGAGGAUCUGCGCGCGGUGUACCAUUUCACAAAGAGCUUGAUCGCGACGCACACGUUUACGACUUCUCGAGAGUCUGCGCUCCCGAUUUGGUCUGGCGCUGCACAAACGCGUCGCGCGCAGGCAGACGCCACCGCUUCCGACCUUUUCGUCCGUCUUCACGGCACUUUAUUCACCGCCGUCGAACGCGACGCCUUUGCACCGACACUCUCGCGUCUCUCGGAGCGUCUCAGUCUGACGAACGGCCAAGUCGAGAGCCGCGAGUGGGCGAUGAUGGCCUGUGCCAACGUCGCUGCUCUACUCGAAUACGGCAAGAAAGAAGGCGUAUUGAAGCGCGCGGGCGCCUUCCCGCAGGCCACCGGUACCGGACAAGCGGCCCAGGCCCAGGCGCGCAUGAAGAUCGCAAGCGCCCGUGCCCGCAAUGACGACGGCAUGGACAUCGACGAGCCCAGCCCCGCGCUCUCCGAGGCUUCGCUCAUCUCGGGCAACGGCGAGCUUCCCGCCGCCUUCACGCUCGCGUGCCAGCUUGCGUUCACCAUGCUCGCGCACGCGGUCUCACAUCCAGUUCCUGCACGCGAUGGACGCCCUGCACCUUCGGCGUACGCGACGAUCCUGCUCACGUUCCUCGCGGUCCUCGCGAAGUCCGAGGCAGCGCGCGUCUUGCUCGAACGCUAUGUUCCGUGGGAGCAAAUCGCCAGCAUGCUCGAGCACGCGCCAUCGCGCAUUCUCAAGCUCGAGGAUGGCUCUAGCGAGCGUCUCGCGAGGCGCGGCGCGUUGCCCGAGGACUGGUGCUUGCGCGGUAUGGGAUGGCCCGGCCGCAAUCUCUUCGAGAAGGGUUUCUGGAAGGCCGAGGAGGGCAUCUCGCGCGAGAUGGAAGUUCUCGACGAGCGCGAGGGCGCGGAGCUUGAGACCGACGAGGGACGCGUCGAAGAGGAGGGCGAUGAAGAGGAGGAAGAGCUCGGCACCAGGCGAUGGGCGCGCGCUGUAUGGGCUGGUGCACGUCUCGCAAGGCUCGUACCCGGCUUUGUGUGGAGGGGCGGGAAGGAGUGGGCCGUUGAUGGCGUGUUGCGCGAGAAGGUCGCGGCGUGGACUGAGGAGGAGAGGAGAGAGCGGGAGGAAGAGGAGGCGAGAAGGUCGCGCGUUAGGGGCGCGGAUCCGAUGGAGGUUGACGAGGAUGAGGCUAUUGAGGAGGAUAGUGAGGACGAUGAGAGCGCUCCUGAGGAGGUUCGCGCGCUUAAGGCGCGUCGACGCUACUUGCGCUCGCUUCUCCGCCCAUCCGCUGCACUAUCUCAACCUUCACCCCGCAGGCAUACCCGUCACAAGGGUCCCACACUCCGCCUCUCACCGGGCUACACGACGCUCGUGCUCGACACGAACGUUCUCCUCGCCGCCCAAGAGCGCGUGCGUGCGCUCAUCGAGAGCCAACAAUGGACAAUCGUCGUUCCCCUCCCCGUAAUAAUGGAACUCGACGGCCUCGCCACGUCCUCCCACAACCCCGCCGACCCCUUCGCAUCCCCCUCCGACCAGGGCCAAGCCGAACUCGGCAAGAUCGCCAAGUCCGCCGUCGACAUGCUCUCCUCUCUCAUCCGCACCCACGGCUCGAGCCUCAAAGUGCAAACCAGCAGAGGGAACUACCUGUCUUCGCUCGUUGUCAGGCGCGAAGCGGUCGACUUUGAUGGAUCGCCGAGCGGAUGGGAGAGGUGCAUGGAUGAUCUGAUUUUGAGGGCGGCUGUGUGGCAGGACGAGCAUUGGGUUGAUAGGAGUGGCGUCGCGGAGAGCGCUAGUCGCGUCGUGCUGUGUACCCUGGAUAGGAAUUUGAGGGUGAAGGCGCGCGCACGGCAGCUCGAUGCGGCGGGCGAGGAGGAGAUUGCUGCAUUGCUCGCUGGCGCAUAG